UUCUUAUGUUAACUGGAGCCGUAAAGGCAACAUGGCCGCCCCCUCUGUUGCUGCAAGUGAGCUGCUUUAUAACAUGAAUUCGCGAAUAUCAACAUUAUAUCCAAACGUUUUAUGUAUGAUUAGAAGAAUAAGUACAAGAAGCUCGCGAUGCCACAGUCAAGCACAGCCGAGAGCAAAGAGCGUUCCACAGCAGCUUGUUGGGGUGGUCGGCUUGGAAAUCCACGCCCAGAUUAACUCCAAAACCAAGCUCUUCUCUGGCUCAGGGGUUUGCUUCUCUGCCCCUCCGAACUCCCUGGUGUCGUUCUUUGACGGAUCCUUACCUGGCACUUUACCCGCCCUGAACAGACGAUGUGUUGAGGCAGCAGUGAUGACAGGACUGGCUCUCAACUGCACCAUAAACAAGAAGUCAUAUUUUGACAGGAAACACUACUUCUACGCUGACCUCCCUGCUGGAUACCAGAUCACACAGCAGCGGCGUCCUAUCGCAGUCGAUGGCACACUGACUUACAGCUUCCUCGGUGGAAAAAAGAGGAGCGACGUGAUCAGAAAGGUUGCUACGAUAAAACAGAUCCAGCUGGAGCAGGACAGCGGCAAGAGUCUCCAUGAUGACGUCCACAGCCAGACGCUCAUAGACCUCAACAGAGCAGGUGUAGGUCUAAUGGAGGUGGUGAUGGAGCCAGACAUGAGCUGUGGAGAGGAGGCUGCUGCUGCUGUCAGAGAGCUGCAGCUCAUCCUGCAGGCCCUGGGCACCUGUCAAGGCAACAUGUCUGAGGGCCAGCUGAGAGUUGAUGCCAACGUGUCCGUCCACAGACCGGGUGAAGCACUGGGCAUCAGGACUGAGGUGAAGAACAUCAACAGCAGUCGAUACCUGGCCAGAGCUAUAGACUUUGAGAUCCAGAGACAGAUUGAUGUCUUGCAGAGAGGAGGGGUGGUGCAGAAUGAGACCAGGGCGUACGAUUCCAAAUCAGGUGAGACUAUUCCCAUGAGGGACAAAGAGGGUCUUCAGGACUACAGGUUUAUGCCUGAGCCCAACCUGCCCCCGCUGAUGGUGUAUGAAGAUAACGCGUCUCUGCCCGCUGGCGUGGAAACGAGCCAGGCUGUGGUGGUGCAGAGUUUAAGGGAAGGCCUCCCAGUGCUGCCCAGUGUCAAAAGAGACAUGUUGGUGCAAACCUACGACAUCCUCCCCGAGCACAGCUUCACUCUGUUGAGUGAGGACGGGCUGGUCGACUACUUUGAGGCCGUGUUGAAGGCGACCAAGAAGGAGCCGAGGAAGGUGAUUGGCUGGGUGACAAAAGAACUGUUGGGUCAACUCAACCAGAAAGACAUGAGCGUGAGCCAGAGCCCCGUCUCUCCUCUUGCCUUGGCUGAGCUGCUGGAGCUCCAGGAAACAGGACACGUCUCCUCUUCAGUUGCCAAGCAGGUGUUCCAGGAGAUGUGGAGGUCAGCAGGCAAGUCGGCCGCUCAGAUCAUCCAGGAGCAGGACCUGGGUCUUGUUAGUGACACCGCACAGCUGCACAGCAUCUGCCAGAAGGUGGUGGACUCACAUCCGGACAAGGUUCGUGCCAUCAGAGCUGGAAACAAGAAAGUCCUCAACAACCUGAUGGGCCUGGUUCAGAAAGAGACCAAAGGUAGAGCGGAUCCGGUUCUGGUGAGAGCAAUGUUACAGGAGAAGACCUCAUGAAGGUCGGACACAGAAGAUCACACACACCCACCAGGCUCUAGACACAUGACCACAUGACCACGGUGGCGUUUCACUGACAGUGAAGCAUCUUGAUGUUGACAUUUUUGUAAAUACUGUACAAAGUUUUGAUUAUGUGUAUUAAUGUGUGUUCUUAAAAUAAUAAAGCUUUUCAGAACAUCA
This is a messenger RNA of Solea solea (common sole), 1861 nucleotides long. It is a transcript of the gene gatb, whose product is annotated as glutamyl-tRNA(Gln) amidotransferase, subunit B. Gene Ontology annotation, molecular function: glutaminyl-tRNA synthase (glutamine-hydrolyzing) activity. The transcript has 13 exons. NCBI's taxonomy places the organism in Eukaryota, Metazoa, Chordata, Actinopteri, Pleuronectiformes, Soleidae. Gene Ontology annotation, biological process: glutaminyl-tRNAGln biosynthesis via transamidation; mitochondrial translation. The record is from RefSeq and is a predicted model, not a curated record. The coding region runs from base 32 to 1681 and encodes 549 amino acids.